This is a messenger RNA of Cuscuta epithymum, 779 nucleotides long. The record is from the annotation of a GenBank genome assembly. NCBI's taxonomy places the organism in Eukaryota, Viridiplantae, Streptophyta, Magnoliopsida, Solanales, Convolvulaceae.
CUUAAGCAAAUCAGUGUUAAAAAAUUCCCAAAACAUUACUGGCACAUCCUUUAGUUUCAUUGAUCAUCCGAAUAUUAUCACCUACAAUAAAUAGCAAUCCGAUGCCGACAAGCAAGCAUUUAUCCACCACUCUCUUGCUAUUCUUGUUCAUUGCAGCCAUGGCCGGUCUCCAGUCCGACGCCCACAAACCCGAGGAUUCGGCGAUCUACAUUGUUUACACCAGUCCUAAAGAGGGUGACGAAAGUCACGAAGCUUUUCACAUCAACAUCCUCAAAGAAGCCUUUGGCGGAGACGAAUCUUCAGCGAAAGAGAAGAUUUUGUACCAUUACACGACGGCAGCGCACGGGUUUUCUGCCAAGCUGACUCCUGCCCAGGCUGACUUUCUUUCCAAACGUCCUCAUGUUGUUCAAGUUGUCCCAGAACAAACAGUACCGUUACAUACGAAUCCGACCCACCACAGGCAUACAUAGAUGGCACCAGACAACAAGGAUGACAGCAUUAUAAUAUUCAUACCAGUGCAUCUGCUGUUUUGUAUGCACGGACUCCUCCCACUUAACUUUUGAAGUAUUAUAAACUUCAGAUGAUAUAAUGUCACGGAUGUUUUUUCUUUUUUAUACUACGUAUUGACACAAAUAUAUAUAAUGUGUAUCCAUUUUAUAGACAAUACAUGGCUGUGUGAAAUACAAAUAGUGUGAUAUUUGGUAGGUUAGCAUAAUGGUCGCAUUUUACCUACACCCGCAUUCCCCGAAUAUUUUUAGGCAGUUAAUUGGUUGAUAUAG